Molecule: messenger RNA, 1092 nt
Organism: Candidula unifasciata
Lineage: Eukaryota; Metazoa; Mollusca; Gastropoda; Stylommatophora; Geomitridae
Source: the annotation of a GenBank genome assembly
CAAGUCCCGACUGAGGAGGUGAAGACUAUGGCUGAGAUGACAAUACCAGAGGUCACAAUGUUCAGUCCAAACUUUGACUCAUUUGAUUUCCCUCCAAGAACGAUUCCAGAGUCACAGACGGUUCUGUCAUGCCUGAGUAUGUUUGAGGAUCUGGGUUUCUUGUCCAGGUGGAGGGUUAAGAUCGACACUCUGGUCAGGUUUCUACUGAUGGUGAAGAAAGGCUACCGAAACCCACCUUACCACAACUGGAUGCACGCAUAUGCUGUGACUCAUUUCUGCUAUCUGCUUAUUAAAAACCUUCAUUUGCACAACUAUUUGGAAGACAUCGAACUGCUAGCCCUUUUUGUUUCUUGUCUCUGCCAUGAUAUUGAUCACAGAGGAACUACCAACUCAUUUCAAGUCCAGUCACAAUCUGUACUGGCGGCUCUCUACAGUUCAGAGGGGUCUGUCAUGGAGAGGCACCACCUGGCGCAAAGCAUGUGUAUCCUGAACACAGAGGGCAGCAACCUGUUUGAGAACCUCUCCAGCAAAGAAUACCAGAUUGUGUUGGAUCUCAUGAGAGAAAUCAUCCUGGCCACGGAUCUGGCUCAUCACCUGCGAGCGGUCAAAGAUCAAGAGAAAAUGGCCGAGACUGGCCAGUAUGACAAGAACAACCCAACUGACAAGCAUAACCUCUUGUGUCUUCUGAUGACAGCCUGUGACUUGUCGGAUCAGACAAAGAGCUGGCACAAUACAAAACACAUUGCAUCCUUGGUGUACCAGGAAUUCUUCUCACAAGGAGACCUUGAGAAGGCUUUGGGUAAAAACCCGCUAGAGAUGAUGGACAGGGAGAGAGCUUGCAUUCCUGAGCUGCAGAUUUCUUUCCUGGACAACAUAGCCACACCUGUUUAUAAAAUUUUGGCCAACAUGUUUCCAGAAGCCGAUAUCCCCCUGAAGAAUGUAGAAGAGAAUCGUAAGCACUGGGUUCACAUAGGGCAGCUGCUGAAGCUACGCCACGGCACCUCCACCCAGGCCAUGAGUGUGGAGCAGAUCAUUUCUAUAGAAGAGGAGGAGGAGAGUGUCAGCGCGGAGAGCCAAAUCAACGGGAGAUGA